Molecule: messenger RNA, 498 nt
Organism: Grammomys surdaster
Lineage: Eukaryota; Metazoa; Chordata; Mammalia; Rodentia; Muridae
Gene: Zg16b
Product: zymogen granule protein 16B
Exons: 3
Coding region: 1-498 (165 amino acids)
Source: RefSeq, a predicted model, not a curated record
AUGUUCCAGCUGGAGGCCAUGCUGCCCUUACUGAUUCUUGCCUUCUUGGGGACCCCUGUCGUUUUGACAGAAAGUAAGUCAAGUUAUCAUGGUUUAGAAAGUGGAAAACAUUUCUGCACUAGUGCACCUGAAGGAAAAAAUGUAACAGGAAUUCGGGCAUUUGUUAAAGGUUUGGCAAUUGCUAGAAUUCAGCUUAGAUUUGGCCAAGAAUGGGGUAAAGUAUAUGGCGGUUCUGGAGGGAAUGAAGCGGAAGUCGAACUGGAAAACGAGAACAUUGUCGGGGUCUUCGGCACAACCUCUGCAUUUGUAAAUCAAGUUAUCUUACUUACUGACCUGGGUCGGCAGAUAUUGUUGGGGAGCUUCCGGGGCAGAGAUGACUACUCUAGCUUCCCUAAAAAGCCCAUCUAUGUGUUAAAGGGGGUUUGUGGCUAUUAUGUGCCAGGCGGGAUAAAGGGCAUUAAGUUUUUGUGGGGAACUUUAGACAGUACAUGUUCAUAA